AAUAAUGUUAUUGUGUCUUCAUAUUAUUCGGUUGAGUUAAAAUUAUUUGUAUUUAGUCCUCAGUCAGUAAGUGUGACAGUAGCAUUAAAAGCAUUCGUUAAAUAUCAAAAACUUUACAAAAGCCGGAAAUUGAUUCAUAAAUUCAUUCUCAUAGAAUAAUAGCUAAUUUUUCGGUAGCUUAAACGUAUAAAAUUGAAUCAAAAGAUAAUAUAUUAACAAUGUCCAUUGUGUACUUGCAGCACUAAGUCCAUGUGCAGCGACUUCAAUUGUUUAUUUAUUGAACAUUGUGUAGGUACUAAAGUUUAAUAAUGGAAUGAGGAGCGCGUACCCGCAGUCUCCAGUGUUAAAACUGACAACAAAUACACACGUCUCGUAUAACCAGUCACAACGCGGCCGGUUCCGCGAUAAGGUUCGCUGUCGAUAGCGCACAAUCGGCGCACACGGUGACCAACACUAAUUUUACGGGAAGUUUACGUUAUUCAUUAUCGGCAUAAGGAGCGAUAAUCCGCGUUUGUUAGGCGCCGGCUUCGUGCCGAUGCGUUCACGCGGCCUCCCUCCGUGUCUGCGCUCAUGUCGCACUCCGCAUCCGCCACGCGCUGAUCAAUAAGGAAUAAUGAGUCAACGGGACCCCCGGCGCCGGACAUAUCGCGUCAUAGUUCAUAGUGUUUGUGUGCUCCAGCCCAGUGUCAGUGUAGUGAAAACGCGAGGAGAUGUCAUCGGUGCAGUUCAACUUUCCGCCGGAGAGUUACUCAGCAGUUUACACCUCUGAUGGAACAACGAAUGCCAAUGUGGUGGGAAAAUGCAACCUCACGGAUUCCUGCGAAGUGUCGGGUUCGCCGCCGGGGCUUCAAACUCCGCCUUCUUCGUUAUUCAGCUGUUUUCACUGUGCAUUCCAUAAUGGAAUCAACUUUACCCGGAAAGAGAAACGCCGAAAAGAGAACCACAUAGUCAAUCAUAAGGUCGCAGUGCCUGGUAAAGAGGAGGAGCGCUGGCGCAGCAAAGAUGAAGGUGCGCUGUUCAAACGCUGGCGGCGUACCCCGUCCGCUGUCGAAGCGCCCACCUCCACUCCGGCACCCACUGCACCCACCCCUCAACCCUCCGAACUACUCAAGUUCCUAGCUAUUAAUGCAUUGGAAUUAUCAGCACCCGCAUCUGAUGCGUUGCUGAAAUCUCGCUCUUCGGAAUGGUUCCAACUGGCUGGCCAUCCCGGGUCCCUGGCGCCCGCAGGCCCAGGGACCGUCUGGAAGCGGCGCGCGGCCGGGGACCACCCCAACCACAACCCCGAGCGCGACGCCUACGAAGCGCUCGCCGCCUGCCCUCACAUGCGGUCCGCUAUCCCGAGAUACUACCGCGAACUGGAGUAUGGUGGCGAACGAUUCAUAGAACUGCAGGACUUACUGCACGGCUUCAGAGAUCCUCAUGUCAUGGAUGUCAAGAUGGGCACACGCACUUUCCUUGAAGAUGAAGUUAGCAAUGCUCGUGCUCGUACCGACCUUUAUGAGAAAAUGGUGCGAUUGGACCCGAAAGCACCCACCGAAGCUGAGCAUGCGGCUCACGCUGUCACUAAACUACGUUAUAUGCAAUUUCGUGAACAGCGGUCUUCUUCAGCUGAACAAGGCUUCCGUAUCGAAGCAGUAAAGGUCCCAGGAGAACCACCCCUCACCGACUUACAAAAAGUGCGCGAACCUCAGCAAAUCGCAAACACAGUGGCGAGGUUCCUGGGCAAUAAUGAAAAGGCACGACGUGCCAUUAUUACACGGCUCCGCGAAAUCAGAGAACUUUUUGAAAAUUCAGAUUUCUUCAAAACUCAUGAAAUUGUCGGCAGCAGUAUAUUCAUAAUUUACGAUGAUGAACGUGUCGGCGCGUGGUUGAUCGACUUCGCUAAAACUAGAAGCGUACCAGAAGGUCUCCGCGUUGAUCAUCGCGCGGAGUGGCAACAGGGCAACCACGAAGAAGGUUUUCUUUACGGCUUAGAUAGACUCAUAGACACUAUAGAAACUGCAAAACUUCCUACGCCAGGCGAUGCAGCAACGACAGAACCGGAUGUAUCACGUUGAACACAACUGGCGAGAGACCCUGGACUCGCCCCUCGGUCGUUGUCACCGUUCGCCUGGCCUUGCGCCCCAGUACCGCUCCACUAGCGCCCGAAAUGACGCCCGGAGAGAUGUAUCAUAAAACUAUGUAUAUUACUGCAUAUGAAAGAGAAUUGCGAUGUAUCGCUUGAUGUUUCGAUCUAGUCCUUAAUUAUUUAAAUAAACUCGUCAUGAUUUUAUAAAA
Helicoverpa armigera (cotton bollworm) is the source of this 2277-nucleotide messenger RNA. It is a transcript of the gene IP3K1, whose product is annotated as inositol-trisphosphate 3-kinase homolog. The coding region runs from base 711 to 2057 and encodes 448 amino acids. Gene Ontology annotation, biological process: inositol phosphate biosynthetic process. Gene Ontology annotation, molecular function: inositol tetrakisphosphate kinase activity; inositol-1,4,5-trisphosphate 3-kinase activity. The transcript has 5 exons. Lineage: Eukaryota; Metazoa; Arthropoda; Insecta; Lepidoptera; Noctuidae. Gene Ontology annotation, cellular component: nucleus; cytoplasm. The record is from RefSeq and is a predicted model, not a curated record.